This is a messenger RNA of Dujonia railenensis, 1959 nucleotides long. Lineage: Eukaryota; Fungi; Ascomycota; Pichiomycetes; Serinales; Debaryomycetaceae. The record is from the annotation of a GenBank genome assembly.
AUGUCUACGGUAAAGGAAAAAAUUGCUUCUUUAGGGCCAGAUGAAAAGUUCUACUCGUUUGAGUUUUUCCCACCGAAGACCGAUGGAGGGUUCAGAAACUUGCUCGCCAGAUUGAACAGAAUGCUGAACUUGAACCCAUUAUUUGUCACUGUUACCUGGGGAGCUGGAGGUUCUACCAGUGAAAAAUCUCUAGAGUUGGCAUCAACGUGUCAAAAAUUGUUGGGAUUGACAACUGUUUUGCAUCUUACUUGCACGAAUACCAAUAAGGAAAUCAUCGAUAAUGCCUUGAAAUUGGCCAAACAGAGUGGGAUAAGAAACAUUUUGGCUCUUAGAGGGGAUCCACCAAGAACUCAAGAAUACUGGACUCCCAACUGCGACUUCAACUAUGCUGUUGACUUGAUUAAGUAUAUCAAGGAACAGUAUGGUGACUAUUUCUGUCUUGGUGUAGCGGCUUACCCAGAAGGUCAUGUCGAAGGAUCCGAUGCCUCCAAUCAAGAUCUUUCCAAAGAUUUACCAUACUUGGUUGAAAAGGUGGAGGCAGGUGCAGAUUUCAUCAUCACUCAGUUGUUUUUUGAUCUGGAUAAGUUCUUAGAGUUUGAAAGGUUAUUGCAGAGUUCACCAGUUUUGAGUAAAAUCCCAUUGAUCCCCGGUUUAAUGCCUAUAACGACGUACCAAGUCUUUUCAAGAGCUACCAAAUUAUCACAUGCAUCGAUCCCAGAUUCCAUCCACAAAAAGCUAUUGACAGCUAGCAUCAAGGAUGAUGAUCAUGUUAAGACUAUUGGGGUUAACAUUUUAACUGACAUAAUCGACAAGAUCAACAAGGGCACUAAUGGUAGAGUGAAAGGUUUCCAUUUCUACUGUUUGAAUUUGGAAAAGGCCGUUGCAUCGAUCGUCAAUGAAUCUGAUAGUCUAAAAGAUAUAGUUAACAAGAAGAGAGUUUUCGAUAACAGAACAAGCAACGAAGAUCCAUUUGAAGACGAUGAUGAUAGCGAUGAAGCAGAUGUCUCAGUCUUGGCUCCUCCUAACACUAAACAUCUUAAAACUAGAAGAAGAAGUUCAAUUAUAAACGAGAAUAGCGUAGCUGAUGCCAAUACUGUGAAAGUAUCAAAGGCACUCUACAACGACAAAAACACUUUGGUUGAUAUUAGUAAGGGUAAGGGGGUCUUGGGAAAAGAUGCCAGUUGGGAUGAUUUCCCUAACGGUAGAUUUGGUGACUCCAAUUCUCCUGCCUAUGGUGAAAUCGAUGGGUAUGGACCUAGUUUGAAAAUUUCAGGUUCAGAACAGGCUAAAGUGAAGUGGGGUGAACCUGAAUCCGUCAAAGAUAUUACCAAAAUAUUCGUAUCGUACUUAUCCGGUAAAAUUGAAUUACUCCCAUGGGUCGACGCCCCAUUGUCAGCAGAGACUGCAUUGAUUCAAGAGGAGUUAUUUGAAUUAAAUCAUAAAGGUUGGUUCUCCUUAGCUUCUCAACCAGCUGUCGAUGGAUGUCUUUCUACUGACAAGAUAUUUGGAUGGGGCCCUAAAUCUGGAUUAAUAUAUCAAAAGUCAUUUGUAGAACUUUUCGUACCUAAAAAGGAGUGGAACGAAAACUUAAAACCAAAAUUACAAUCCUACUUCGAUGAUUUGGUGAUAACGUAUUACUUAGGUAACUCAUCCAACGAAAUUGAAUCCAACAUUAAUAUUAAAUCUGAAAGAAGCGGCCACACUACGAAAAAUGCAGUCACUUGGGGUGUUUUCCCAUCCAGAGAAGUAUUGCAACCUACAUUAAUUGACAUUGAUUCAUUCAAAGCUUGGAAUGAAGAAGCAUUCGUCUUGUGGAAAGAAUGGGCAAGAUGUUACAAGAAGGAUUCUAAAUCGUUCCAAUUAUUAAAUUCCAUUUAUGAUGACUACUACUUGGUUAGUUUGAUCCACCAUGAUUUCAAAGAUGAGUAUGCAUUAUGGAAUUCAUUAUUAGGUAAAUGA